Labrus bergylta (ballan wrasse) is the source of this 4143-nucleotide messenger RNA. RefSeq names its product DENN domain containing 1C (gene dennd1c). Gene Ontology annotation, cellular component: cytosol; intracellular membrane-bounded organelle. NCBI's taxonomy places the organism in Eukaryota, Metazoa, Chordata, Actinopteri, Labriformes, Labridae. Gene Ontology annotation, molecular function: phosphatidylinositol phosphate binding; guanyl-nucleotide exchange factor activity. Gene Ontology annotation, biological process: endocytic recycling; endocytosis. The record is from RefSeq and is a predicted model, not a curated record.
UGUUCCUUCACUUCACUGCUGAUCGUGCAGACUGCUGCUGCUGUCGUCUGCCUUACUUUACAUCACUGCUACAUCAGAGGAAUGACCUCUAUACAGCAGACUGCCUGAAGACCUGCACCCUCCUGGACUAACACAUGGACACACACACGUCCUGACAGCAUGGGCUCCAGACUGAAACCUAACCCUGAGCAAACCUUCUACUGGUUCUUUGAAGCAGCAUGUCCUGUAGCCAGAGACAAAGAUCCUAGUGUACUGUUUCAGUUUCCCGAGGAUUUCAGUGAUGAGGAGUGCUGUCAAACAUUACCCAGGUUCUGCUUCCCCUAUGACAUACAAAGAGUGAGGGAGGGAGUGGCCGUGCAGCACUUUACUUUUGUUUUGACUGACAUAGAGGGAUGCCAGCGGUUUGGAUUCUGUCGGCUCACCAACAGCACAAACACCUGCCUUUGCAUACUCAGCUACCUUCCCUGGUUUGAAGUGUUUUACAAACUUCUCAACAACUUGGCUGACUACCUCACAAAAGGACAGACCAAUGAGAUGAAAGCGCUCUUGGCUGCACUCUACAAGCAGCCUGUACCGCUUGUACCAGGAUGUGUCACUCUGCAGAUGGGAGAGCAGCUUUUGGUCAGCACAGAGGUGUCCCAUCCUGUUGGACACCAAGAGGAACAAGAGGGGGUUCCUUACUUCAUCGCUCCAGACCCCAGAAGUCUCCCUUCCAUCCCUGAAAAUAGGAACCUGACUGAGCUGAUUGUGGCCGUUGAUGUGGGGAACCUGCUCCAGCUCUACGCCAGCAUACUGUUUGAGAGGCGCAUUCUCAUCUUGGCCAGCAAACUGAGCACUCUGACGUCUUGUGUGCACGCACUCAGUGCCGUGUUAUAUCCCAUGUACUGGCAACACAUCUUCAUCCCUGUGCUGCCCCCCCACCUACUGGACUACUGCUGUGCGCCUAUGCCUUAUCUAAUAGGGGUCCAUACCAGUCUAUCUGAGAGGGUGAGGAGUCGGGGGCUGGAGGAAGUUGUAAUUCUUAAUGUGGACACAAACACUCUGGAAACCCCCUUUGAUGACCUGAAGAAGAUACCUUCAGAUGUGAUGUCUGGACUGAAGGUGUGUUUGAAGCGCCAGGCAUUGAUUGCUGGCUCUGGUGUGUCCGAGGCCUUCCUGAAAGCUCAGGCUCUGCUGUUUGGAGGCUACAGGGACGCGAUGCAGUUUCACGAGGAGGGUGACGUGUGGUUCAAUGAGGAGCUGUUUCUAGAUCACAAGUCUUCCAGCAUGAGGCAGUUCUUCCAGAGUGCUGUUCAUCUACAGUUCUUUAAACAGUUCAUUGACAGCCGACUGGAGAUUCUGAACAACGGGAAGGAGCCAGAUGAUCUCUUUGAGGAGGAGAUCAUAAAGUGUGAACUGACUGCAGGGAGAAGCAAAUCGUAUCAACAGUUAGUUGGUAAUCUAAAGAAGGGUGGAGGAGCGCUCAUCCUGAACAUGAGGUCCAAAGCAAACAUAAGGGCCAAAGGUCUCACAAAGUCGGGGCUGAAAAACCUUCUGACUCACAAGACCCACAGUGACGACCACUUCCUGGAGAGAGGAGGAUCGAUGUCACACCGCCGUGCCAAAUCUGACAGCUUGCAGAACCGCCUGCCGAUCACGCAACACUUUGGGAUGUCACGUCCUCGUCGGCCUGUUCACAAACACAGGUUUCCCAGAGACGAGGAGAACCCAAAGGACUCAAAAGAUUCAUGGGACGGAGCCGUGUCUGAGUCCGUGGUCGAGCCUGACUCUGGGCUCCAGAAGGAUGAAGAGGAGGGUCAAGAUUCACCGCUGUGUGACCCGGAGGAGAUGGAUCUGCUCGGGGAGAUCUUUGACACCCUCAGCUCCCGCAGCUACCACGAGCGUGGCAUUCUGUACGGCACACGCAGCCUGGAUCUGUUUGGAUCAGACAGUCAGGACUAUAUCACAAAGGUUGGUCUUACAGCCAACCCGAGCCAGGAGAGCCUGUCUCUGUCCAUCAGCGGCAGCGGCAGCCUGCACAGCUGGAACCUGGAAGUCGCAGAUGAGCCGUCAGACCUGAUGGAGGACUCUUAUUGGCUGAGCCAGGUCACCAGUGUACCAAAACAGAAGGAAACAGAGAGUCUGCAGGCAGCAUGUGAAAUGAAGGAGCAGGAAAGCGGACGGGAACAGGAAGAAGUGAACACAGCAAAAACUGGAAACCAAGAAGGAGGACCAGGAAACAGGAAUGACUUCAAGGAAGUUGAGUUUAAGGAAGAGCGAAUGACAGAUAAGAGGGAGAGUUUAGGCGAGGACCCAGCGAAAGAAACGUCUGAAAAUCGUGAGGAUGGUUUAAAAGAAAAAAGUGAAGAUGAGCAAAAACAGAGUGAAAAGAUAUUUGAAAGAGAAGAAGUGGGAAAAGAAACGUUUGAAAAUCGUGAGGAUGGUUUAAAAGAAAAAAGUGAAGAUGAGCAAAAACAGAAUGAAAAGAUAUUUGAAAGAGAAGAAGUGGGAAAAGAAACGUCUGAAAGUCGUGAGGAUGGUUUAAAAGAAAAAAGUGAAGAUGAGCAAAAACAGAGUGAAAAGAUAUUUGAAAGAGAAGAAGUGGGAAAAGAAACAAUUGACAUGCAGAACGAUGGAACAAGAGAGGAAAAAGAAACAGAGAACCAAGAAAACAAACUGACAAAUCUGAACUCCCACCCCCCCGACCCUGAACCUCCAGCAGCUCAAGACAUAAGGAGAGAAGAAGCCGUGAAGGAAGUCAAGCGGGAGAUGACACCGACGCCCUCUCCUCCGAGAAUCCUGUCUGCUGUGGAACGCUUCCAGUCUCAGGGGCACGCUCAGAUCUUCCAGCUGAAGUCAAGAGCCAAAGAGCUGAAUGAACCUGGGAGAGUUUGCAACAGGUUCCAGAACAAGGACAGUGCACAAACUCACCCGCCAUGUGACUCAAAGGUAUCCGAGGAGAAAGAUUGCUCAGAGGGGCACGAUGAGAAGGAGCUGCCGGCAAUCAAGGUGUCUGAGCUCAAGAAGAGAUUUGAAGGUUAAAGGAUCAAACGGGAACAUUUAAAGGGAUCGUGUAAAGUGAGCGGGUUAUUAUCGCAGAACGGAACCUUGAAAGUAUUGAUUUGGAAAUGAUUUUAUUGAUUUUAAAAUGAUUUCUUCGGCCAAAAUAAAAUAAAAGUGGUACAUUGGAAUCUACAGUUGGAGCGGUAAACUCUGUAGCCUUCAUAAAAGGAGCUAAACUAGCUGUCAUUACUCACAUUAAAGUGAACAUUUCCACCGAUGGUGAAGUGACACAGUGAAAGGAUCAGCAUGAAUCACAGCAGCACCUGACUGAGUUUUUCUGCCUUGUCAUGUCUGUUGACAUUUUCUUUCAUUCAACAUCUUCAAACAUCCCUGCAUCUCAUACCACGCUCUGUUAUCUGUUUACUUCACGUGCAAUUUAAAAAAAAAUGGAUUUCUCUGUCAUAGAGUUGUAUAAACAUCUUUAUCUAAUUUUUAACACUGUUGUUGUCACCUUUCUCCUUUUCCGCCAGUAAACAGACUGACAUCAAGUUUAGUUGAUAUGAUUAUAACUGGUCCUCCAGAGUCUGUGAUUAGAGCUGCGUCUCUAGCGUCCUCUGCGCCUCUCAGUAACACUUUGUUCUUCCCAACAAGGGGUCAUCCCCAUGUUCCCUCAGCCCCAUGUUCCCUCAGGCCUACAUUCCCCCAGCAUCAGGACUGGCCCUUCUAUAAUGCAAAUAAAGUUGUAAUCUCAAUUGAGCUGGUUCGAGAGGGAGACAAGAGGUCUUAAGCUAUUUACAAACCAUGAGUGAUGUGAAUAUAUGGCAUGAAACAGCGAGACGCACCUAACUCGGAGCAUUAGUGGUCAGAGGAAGACGGACUAAAGUGCCUGUUCAUAAUUACAAAGUAACUGGUGACCCGGUGUGCUUCACAAAUGUGUUAGAAGUUGUUGUUGUUUUGUCUAUGGGAAUUUGUUGGCAGAAAAUCUGCAGAUUUAUUUUUCUGGGGCACCAAGCUGGCAGUUGAUGUCAUCAAGAUUGGACAAAUAUUUGAUUUUAUUUAUUUGGUUUUUUGUAUUUUAUAAAAUGACAAAAUGAUGAAUUCUACUCAGACUUCAAGGCAAAUAUGCAGGAUGGUUGAAAUAAAGAAAUCAUUUCUACAACA